Molecule: messenger RNA, 2593 nt
Organism: Capsicum annuum
Lineage: Eukaryota; Viridiplantae; Streptophyta; Magnoliopsida; Solanales; Solanaceae
Product: RHOMBOID-like protein 10, chloroplastic
Exons: 8
Coding region: 1146-2108 (320 amino acids)
Cellular component (GO): chloroplast membrane
Molecular function (GO): serine-type endopeptidase activity
Source: RefSeq, a predicted model, not a curated record
UAUUUUUAAAAAUACAUUAUUAUUGCAAAUUAACUUGAUAUUAUAGGUUGCUAUUCCAUUAUUUAGUUUAUUGCAUCAAAUUUACUAUGAAAAGCUACUUGUUGGUAUAGGCAGAAUGGAAGCAAGUUGUUGUCAGGGAAGUUUAAUUAAAGUUCCUCACAAAUAGGGUAAAAUCAUUUAUUUUUUUUUCUGCUAUAUAUAAGUUGUAUAGUCUGUCUAAAACACAAGUGCAUUAAUACAACGAACGCAAACUUUGCUCCUAGGUCACGGGUACAAAUCCAAUAUGUGACAUAGACCUUUUUUUCUCUCCUAAUAUCUUUAUAUGAUAAUUAGACAAAGUUCACACACUAUUUAUGAAAUUAAUCCUUUACUAAUGGCUUCUAGAUUUCAAGGACAUCAUACUAUCAAAGUCAUGGAAUUAUUUUCAGCGAGAAGUAGAGGCAGAAGAAAUGGAGAGAAAUAAAAGCACCAUUAUGUCAAUGGGACCAUGUUCAAUGUGACUUUAUGGACCAAACUUUCUAUUUGUCCUUCAUGGACUAAAUUAUAUGUCUGUCAACAACCUCAAACUCAAAAUCUUAGUAUUUUUUAGAGUGAUAAUGUGAUACCACUAACAAACAAUUUCAUUUGUUGUGGUUGGUGAAGGAAUGAUUAACGAAUUCCAUGUAAAAAAAAGUUUUAACUUGCUUUAUAUCAAACUUUUUCCACUUCAAUUUAUUUAUUUUCAGUGUUUUUUUUUAAAAUAUAUGUAUUUCUUUUACGAUUUUGCUCUAUAAUUUGAUAUUUUAUGGUCAUUUUUUUUUAUUUUGCAAUAUUUUUUUUGAAUAACUCUACUUUUUGAGUCGAGAAUGUAUCGAAAUCAACUUCUAUACUCCAUAAAGAUAGGGUAAGGUCCAUCUACAUCUUUCCAAACCUAACUUGUGGAAUAAUGUUGAAUAUAUUGUUAUUGUGUAAGUUUGAUAUUAUAAAAUUAAAGGAUAUAUGUAUUCUAUGUAUUUGUGAUGUUGUCCAAUUUCAAGUAUAUCCAAAAAUUAAAAGUAUACGGGAUGCAUCUGCAAUUAUGACAAACUAGUAGGGACAUUAGAGCAAUUAACGCGACUUGCCGGUUCGUUAAAAUAGCGGGUAAAUAUUUGGGUUUCGGGUUUAGAAUGGAAAUGGCGGGUUGGGCAUCUCUUCCAUCCAAUCCCAAGUAUCCACACACACUAUCCAUAUGGGGUCCCACAAGCUGCCACGUCAUCACCAACGCCGCCGCUCUCCGCCUCGGCAACUUCCUCCACCGCCGUCUUCAUUCGUCCAUCGUCAAGCAUAUUCUUUUUCAUGUUCAUGGGCCUAAAUUGAAGGAUGCAUGGCAUAAAUGGGCCACCCUUCAUGUUACUGGAUUCAAUAUCCUUCAAUGGUCACAGGAUGUCUUCUCUGCCGAAGACAUGAGCUUAUUAUUGUUCUUCAGUGCUGAUGAUAGUAGAAGGAAAUUCAAAAAAUUUCAGAAGUCAUACUCAAAGUCAUCUAGAUCAUUCUUUUCCAGUGAAAGGAAAUGGACCAACAUAUUCCUUGCACUUAACAUAUUGGUAUAUAUUGCACAAGUUGCAACUGACGGCAAGCUUUUAUUUUGGGGAGCUAAGAUUAACAGUCUUAUUGAUAAAGGGCAACUAUGGAGGCUGAUUACUUCGUCAUUCUUGCAUACAAACAUAGUGCAUCUCAUGGUCAAUUGCUAUUCCUUGAAUUCUGUUGGGCCUGGUGUUGAAAAAGUUAGUGGCCCUAGAAGAUAUGUUGCUCUGUACUUGACGUCUGCAAUAGCAAGUUCAGCUAUGAGUUACUGGCUUAGUAAGGCACCUGCAGUUGGUGCCUCGGGAGCAAUUUUUGGAUUAGUUGGAUCUUUUGCUGUGUUUGUUUUGAGGCAUAGAGGGAUGGUCAAAGGCACUGAGGGAGAUCUUCGAUACAUAGCUAAUGUGAUUGUUCUAAAUAUGCUUGGAGGUUUAGUAGGAGGAGCUGCUUUAUCAUGGCUUCUUGGCCCAGCAUGGAAGAUUCAAUCCAUCUCCAAUGAAGGACAACGAGUUUUUGCUGACACGGCACCAAUUUUCUCUCUCAUUCGAACUAAAAGGAACAAGUCAUAAUCCCUACUAUUCAACUGCUAGUGUGCCGGCUGACAUGACUCGAGCCUCGAGCACCUGCAGUUUUACUGAUUUUCCAAUACAAAUGCAAAUGUGGCAUCUGUAUAUUCAUACACUUGUGGUUGAUUAAUGAUCCACAGUUCACAGGUCUGUGCUGUGUAUAGUUUGCGUUUCUUUGUACAGAGAAUAUGUGACCAGAAAAAACUGUAAGGAGCAAAUUACAGGUCAUACAUCUUUUUGCCUUACGCUCAUUUACUGCUGAUGCAGACUUGAUAGGCUGCUGUACCGCACACGUCAGUUUAUCUUCAUUAUUUGGGUUUCCAGCAGAUUUAAGAGGUUCUUGAUUAUCUGAUUUGGGUGGUGCUGUUGGUCUGUAUCUAAUGCACACUUCACUUUAUGCUUGUCUGGCCCAUAGUGAAAUAAUCAUCCAGUUGAUGAAUGUUGUAGCACUUACUUUUUUAUUCAAAUUUUAGUAUCAUUUGUUGUUA